Messenger RNA from Trichosurus vulpecula (common brushtail), 558 nucleotides. Its product is annotated as diphosphoinositol polyphosphate phosphohydrolase 3-beta-like. Lineage: Eukaryota; Metazoa; Chordata; Mammalia; Diprotodontia; Phalangeridae. The transcript has a single exon. Gene Ontology annotation, cellular component: cytoplasm; nucleus. Gene Ontology annotation, molecular function: endopolyphosphatase activity; bis(5'-adenosyl)-hexaphosphatase activity; bis(5'-adenosyl)-pentaphosphatase activity. The record is from RefSeq and is a predicted model, not a curated record. Bases 1 to 558 code for a protein of 185 amino acids. Gene Ontology annotation, biological process: diadenosine hexaphosphate catabolic process; adenosine 5'-(hexahydrogen pentaphosphate) catabolic process; diphosphoinositol polyphosphate metabolic process.
AUGAAACUGAAGCCCGACCAGACCCGAACCUACGACCUGGAAGGCUUCAAGCAGCGGGCGGCGUGCCUGUGUUUCCGCGGCGAGCAGGAGGACGAGGUGCUGCUGGUUAGCAGCAGCGGACACCCUGACCAGUGGAUCGUGCCCGGUGGGGGCAUGGAGCCUGAGGAGGAGCCGGGCGCCGCAGCAGUGCGCGAGGUCUACGAGGAGGCCGGGGUCCGAGGCAAGCUGGGCCGCCUGCUGGGCCUGUUCGAGAACCUGGAGCGCAAGCACCGCACCCACGUCUACGUGCUUGCCGUCACCGAAAUCCUGGAGGACUGGGAAGAUUCGGUGAACAUCGGUCGCAAGCGCCAGUGGUUCAAGGUAGAGGAUGCCAUCAAGGUGCUGCAGGGCCACAAACCUGUGCAGGCCGAGUACCUGGAGAAGUGGAAGUCAGCCAGCUCCCCGAGUGGCAGCAGCCCCGCCGGAGGGGGCCCACCAGCGGCCGCCGGUUCCGAUGGCCCCGACGGCGAUAACGCAGGGCAAAGUGCGGCCGAGCCCGCCUCAGGCUCCGGCAGAUAA